Nelumbo nucifera (sacred lotus) is the source of this 3446-nucleotide messenger RNA. RefSeq names its product dynamin-related protein 3A-like. The record is from RefSeq and is a predicted model, not a curated record. Lineage: Eukaryota; Viridiplantae; Streptophyta; Magnoliopsida; Proteales; Nelumbonaceae. Gene Ontology annotation, molecular function: GTP binding; microtubule binding; GTPase activity. Gene Ontology annotation, cellular component: microtubule; cytoplasm; membrane.
CCUCUCCGUCUUCGCAGCUUCGAUUGCUCGGACGGUGGUCAAAAUCCUCACACCCCGUUUUCCUCCAAAUUUCCAGAACAUUUGUUUUACUAUUACGUACGUGCUGCUUGUUCAAAUUAGGGUUUGGUUAUCGACGUCAGGCAAAUUUAGGGCUUCUUUGCUUGAUAGAUUUGUAUUUGAUAUUAGUCUCGCACAGCCUCGAUCUUCCGGCAGCCAUCCAUGGCCGAAGAACCAGUUUCUACUCCUCAUAACCCGUCGAGUUCUGCUCCUCUCGGUUAUUCCAUGAUUCCGAUUAUCAACAAGCUACAAGACAUAUUCACCCAGCUUGGGAGCUCCUCCACAAUCGAGCUGCCGCAGGUUGCCGUCGUUGGGAGCCAAAGUAGCGGUAAGUCGAGUGUUCUUGAAGCUCUGGUGGGGAGGGACUUUUUGCCCAGGGGUUCGGAUAUCUGUACCCGAAGGCCCUUGGUUUUGCAGCUAGUGCAGACGAAACGGAAACCAGAUGGAACGGAGGAGGAGUAUGGAGAGUUCCUGCACUUGCCAAGGAAGAAAUUCUACGAUUUUUCCGAAAUCCGCAAGGAAAUUCAGGCAGAGACAGAGAGAGAAGCAGGAGGAAACAAGGGUAUUUCAGACAAGCAGAUUCGUCUAAAGAUCAAUUCACCCAAUGUUCUUGAUAUCACACUUGUGGAUUUACCUGGAAUAACAAAGGUUCCAGUUGGUGACCAGCCAUCUGAUAUUGAAGCAAGAAUUAGAACAAUGAUACUAUCGUACAUCAAACACCCUAGCUGUUUAAUUUUGGCAGUAUCUCCAGCAAAUUCAGAUUUGGCUAAUUCAGAUGCACUUCAGAUAGCAGGGAUGGCUGAUCCUGAUGGUUAUCGAACUAUUGGUAUAAUUACAAAGUUGGAUAUUAUGGACAGAGGUACUGAUGCCCGUAAUUUUUUGCUUGGAAAAGUGAUCCCUCUUCGACUUGGUUAUGUCGGUGUUGUGAAUCGUAGUCAAGAGGAUAUUAUGUACAACCGGAGUAUUAAGGAUGCACUUGCCUAUGAGGAGAACUUCUUCCGCAGUCGCCCUGUCUAUAAUGGUCUUGGUGAUCGUUGUGGCAUUCCUCAGUUAGCAAAGAAGUUGAACCAGGUUCUGGUGCAGCACAUAAAGACAGUGCUUCCAGGUCUGAAGUCACGAAUAAGUUCAGCAUUGGUUUCUGUGGCAAAGGAGCAUUCCAGCUAUGGGGAAAUAACAGAAUCAAAGGCUGGUCAGGGAACUCUCCUCCUGAACAUUCUUUCCAAAUACUGUGAAGCCUUUACAUCAAUGAUUGAGGGGAAAAAUGAAGAAAUGGCAACAACUGAGCUGUCUGGUGGAGCACGAAUUCAUUAUGUCUUCCAACAAAUUUUUGUGAAGAGUUUGGAAGAGGUGGAUCCAUGUGAUGACUUAACUGAUCAUGACAUUCGUACUGCCAUUCAAAAUGCAACUGGCCCAAAAUCUGCUUUAUUUGUGCCAGAGGUGCCAUUUGAGAAUCUUGUCCGGAGACAAAUAGCUCGUUUAUUGGAUCCAAGCCUCCAGUGUGCGAGGUUUAUCUAUGACGAAUUAAUUAAGAUGAGUCACCGGUGUCUGUCGAGUGAGCUGCAGCGGUUUCCUGUUCUCAGAAAGCGCAUGGAUGAAGUUAUUGGAAAUUUUUUGCGGGAAGGCCUUGAACCUUCAGAAACAAUGAUUGGACACAUAAUAGAAAUGGAGAUGGACUACAUGAACACUUCUCACCCAAAUUUUAUUGGUGGGAGCAAAGCUGUAGAGAUUGCAUUGCAGCAGGUCAAGUCUGCCAGGUUAUCUGUACCUUUGCCUAAAUCAAAGGAUGGAGUAGAUUCUGAUAAAAUACCUGCAUCUGAAAAGAGUUUGAAGUCUCGAGCUAUUCUUGCUAGGACAUCAGCAAAUGGAAUUGUUCCAGAUCAGGGAGUUCGGCCUGCUGUAGAUAAUGAGAGAUCUGGAUCAUCUGGAAAUGCAACCACUUCAAGUUGGGGAAUUUCCUCAAUUUUUGGUGGAAGUGAGAACCGUACAUCUACAAGGGAGAUCUCAAUAAACAAGCCACAUAGUGAACCUACUCAUGGCAUGGAGCAUUCUCUCUCAAUGAUCCAGCUGAAAGAGCCUCCAGUGGUUUUGAAGCCUUCAGAUACGCAUACAGAGCAAGAGGCAAUUGAAGUUGCAGUCACAAAACUGCUAUUGAGAUCAUAUUAUGAUAUCGUAAGGAAGAAUAUUGAGGAUUCUGUGCCUAAAGCGAUUAUGCACUUUCUGGUCAACCAUACCAAACGAGAGCUCCGUAAUGUCUUCAUCAAAAAGCUUUACAGAGAAAAUCUUUUUGAAGAGAUGCUUCAGGAACCUGACGAGAUUGCCAUGAAAAGGAAGCGCAGUCGAGAGAUGCUGCGAGUUCUCCAACAAGCUUUCAGGACAUUGGACGAAUUGCCACUUGAAGCUGAAACUGUUGAGAAAGGUUACAGUUUGGGUACAGAUCCCACUGGGUUGCCUAAGAUCCACGGACUUACCUCAUCUUCAUUGUAUAGUACAGGCAAUGAUUAUGGUACAUCUUAUACAGCAUCUCCCAAGAACCCAAAGUCCCGAAAGUCAUCACACUCGGGAGAAUUACAAUCACCAUUGCAUGCAAGUGCUGAUUCCAAUGGAAGUGGACGCCAUUCUACACUUGGAGCCUAUCCAACGGUUGAUUUAUAGACAAUUGAGACUGCAUUGGGUCUAAAGCUAAGGGUUUGAGGGCACUAAAUCUAUAUAUUCUUUUGGUCACCUUCUCCAAUAUAUUUGGGCCAUUCAUCCUCCAGAGUUGACCCCAUGGAUAGUCAGUCUCUUCUAACAAGAUAAAUGCAAGUCAAAAAGAGGCUGCCUUGCGUAUAUUUCCAUUUGUUUCUUGUUAAAAUAUAAUAGAUAUAACAUGCGUUGUUGAAUGAUGCCCCUAACAGAAUAAUAGGAGCUGGUAAUUUUCCCUGUUCUACGGGAAGCUCCACCAUUGUUUUUUGCCUUACAAGUAGCCUUGCUGAGGAGAGUGCUGGUGGGUUUUGUUUGAACCAGUAUGCUCAUGGCUGGUGUAUGAGAAGACAUCUGCAUCAGGUGAUUUGGCUUUCAAGAAUUAAGUUCACUCCCCAGCUGACUCGGAUGAUCAUUGCACAGUUUUGGAAUUCAAGUUACCAACUGCCUGGAAUUUGGAGAUGAUACCAUACCUUAAAUUUCAGUUUUGAAUUCGAAAUUUUGUUUCCUAGUUUUUUAUUUGAUUAUGGGGAUAUGGAUGAAGGAACACAACAUGGUGCAACUUUGGUAAGAGAUGUUUUGUAAGUAGCCGGUGUUGGAGGUAAUAUUGGAUUCCUAUUCCCUGUAGCUUUGUUAUUCGAUGAAUUACUGAUCUUGUGCAGCUAUAAUAAUUAUCAAAUUUAUCUUCAUUUUAAAGGAGAAUUAGAUAA